AUGGUUCGUUCGUUUGUUGGCGGAUUGGAACUUAUUGUCAAUCUCCUCAAGUCGGACAACAUCGAAGUGUUGGCCAGUGUCUGUGCCGCCAUUGCGAAAAUCGCAAAAGAUGAGGAAAAUUUGGCUGUAAUAACUGACCACAAUGUUGUGCCGAUGUUGGCUCAUUUAACCAAUACGACAAAUGAUAGGCUGCGUCAACAUCUGGCCGAGGCGAUUGCUCGCUGCUGUAACUGGGGCCACAACCGAGUGUCCUUCGGAAACCAUUCUGCCGUUGCUCCUUUAGUAAAAUAUCUCCAAUCUCGAGAUGAAAAUGUCCAUCGUUCUACAGCCAGAGCCCUUUAUCAACUGUCGAAGAAUGCCAUCAAUUGUAUCAUCAUGUACGAAGCCGGAGUCGUGAAGCCGCUGAUGAAGAUGGUCGGCUCGACAGACAUUUAUUUGCAAGAAGCGGCGGCUGGUUGUAUUGGGAAUAUUCGCAGUCUAGCUCUGGCCAAUGCGAGCAGGGUGAAAUAA
This is a messenger RNA of Acanthosepion pharaonis, 510 nucleotides long. The record is from the annotation of a GenBank genome assembly. Lineage: Eukaryota; Metazoa; Mollusca; Cephalopoda; Sepiida; Sepiidae.